Protopolystoma xenopodis is the source of this 324-nucleotide messenger RNA. NCBI's taxonomy places the organism in Eukaryota, Metazoa, Platyhelminthes, Monogenea, Polystomatidea, Polystomatidae. The record is from the annotation of a GenBank genome assembly.
AUGGAAUAUUCAAGCGACCACGAAUCAAACAACCUCAAAGAGCCACAGCAAAUGGAUGCUGAAAGAUCAGAUAAAGCGGAAGACGUCACAGAGAAUGGACACAAGAUCAAUUGCAAGGCAACAUGCUUGGGGGAAAAUGUGAUGAACAGGAGAUUGGAAGAAGGCAGAGUCAGCGAUAACUUCGUCUAUUGCCUUGACAACAGUGAUGCAAGAAGACAAGCAAAAAGGAGACGCUUGGAUCAAGGAUCUAUCGUAAACGAGAGAAGGGAUCGCGAGGAAGAAGAGGGCGAUACAGUUACGGGAAUGAAGCGAAGACGACUUUAG